Nothobranchius furzeri (turquoise killifish) is the source of this 3597-nucleotide messenger RNA. It is a transcript of the gene gjb9a, whose product is annotated as gap junction protein beta 9a. Gene Ontology annotation, molecular function: gap junction channel activity. Lineage: Eukaryota; Metazoa; Chordata; Actinopteri; Cyprinodontiformes; Nothobranchiidae. Gene Ontology annotation, cellular component: connexin complex. Gene Ontology annotation, biological process: cell-cell signaling. The record is from RefSeq and is a predicted model, not a curated record.
ACACACACCCACACACACAGAGGUCUUCCACUUGGCAGGGAUGGAGGCUUUGCCUCCCAGCUCCAUUGUGUUUCUUUACUUAUUCAGGAGGUUUUAGGUUACUGGAGGAUAGAAGUCAUCCCAUGAGCCUGUUCCUGUGUUCACGCGUGUUCUUUAUGACGUAGCAGCCGCUGAGGCUGCUUUGACAAGUUUUCUGAGGACAGAAUGAGAAGGCAGAGGCGAGUGGAAAAUGAAAGAGGGACACGAGAUUCUCCAGGCUGUUUAAACUGCAAACUUUCCUUCUGAUCUCCUGUUGGUGGGACAAAUCUAGUGUUUGAGAGACGUCUCAGCUCCAGGGAAGUGCUCCGAGUCCCCGGCAGCAGCAGCAGGGAUGAACUGGUCCGGGCUGGAGAGCCUGGUGAGCGGAGUUAAUAAAUAUUCCACAGCGUUCGGGAGGAUCUGGCUCUCCAUGGUGUUUGUGUUCCGAGUUCUGGUGUUUGUGGUGGCGGCGCAGAGGGUGUGGGGAGACGAGAACAAGGACUUUGUGUGCAACACCAAACAGCCUGGUUGCACCAACGUCUGCUAUGACCACAUCUUCCCCAUCUCCCACAUCCGUCUGUGGGCGCUGCAGCUCAUCUUCGUCACCUGCCCAUCUCUGAUGGUGAUGGCUCACGUUAAAUACCGUGAAGGGAAGGACAAGAAGUAUGUGGAGCUGCACCAAGGCUCACAUCUGUAUGCCAACCCAGGCAAGAAGAGAGGGGGCCUGUGGUGGACGUACCUGCUGAGUUUGGUCUUCAAGGCUGGGUUUGACACCUCAUUCCUCUACAUCCUGUAUCGGAUCUACCACGGAUACGACCUCCCUAAGUUGUCCAAGUGUUCACUGGACCCGUGUCCCAAUACCGUAGAUUGCUUUAUCAGUCGUCCAACAGAGAAGAAGAUCUUCAUGCUGUUCAUGGUCGUGUCCAGUGCUCUCUGCAUCUUCAUGUGCAUUAUGGAGAUGAUGUAUCUGAUCGGAAAACGCAUCAUCAAGGUGCUGAGGAUCCAACACAACAACGAGAGGCUUACGUUCGCCAACCAUCAGGAGUCCGCCACGGUGGUCCCUCAUCAGUCUCAGCAUCGCCGGAUCGAUCCGACGCUGGCAGAGAGCCAGCUCAGCCUGAACCGGAGGGAGAAGCUGGGACAGAAGACCACUUUCUUGUAGGAGACACUGAAUCACACCGCUAUGAGUGCGCAUUCAGAAACAAGAAGUAACUGAUGAAUCAUGAGCUAUGAUCGCGUGCAACGCUGAUGAUUUUACGUCCAAAGAAACGAUCGCCCGACCAUCGGGAAUGAUGACAUUCCGGUCAUGCUGGUUUUCACAGCGUAGGAAUCUGACCAUAGCUGUUUGAGAAGCUGCAGUGAUGUUUAAUUCAGAUCUUCAGAUGGGCCGUCUGAUUUCUGCUUCCAGGAGGACCAAACAGACUCUGCGAUGAGGUAAUGACUACAGACGUCUCACAGCGUUUGUCAUUUGUCAGGCUGAUAUGGUGUCAACUUCUGAUCACUGUCAUUGAACUACUGUCACUGUUUUACUUCAGCUGGGUUCAUCGGGAGCUGGAGGCGGGCUCAAGGAGGAAAACAGCCAAUAAAUAUGUUGUGAGCUCCAUGUUUAAAAUCUCAGAGUUAGCUUCAUUUUUCUCUGAAUAAUUUCAGACAAAAUCCUCCAAAAACCAGAACAACACGAGCUGGUUGGCCCCAAGCCCCCACAAUGCGGGACAGAAAUUGAGGCCAAUGCGGAAAUGAAAGAAAUUGCAGUUCCACCCUCAUCCACUAGGGGCUGGUGUCAGAAGCAAGCAAAUCCUCAUUGACUCCCAUAUUAAUAAUACCAAUUUCACAGCAGAAAUAAACAUGUUUACAGCCUGGUACCAAAACAUGUUUUUGGUUUAAAUGAUCUAGUUUAUAUUCAUGACAACUCUGAGGGGGGUGAAUUUUUUCUCACUCUUCUGUUUAUUAUUAGUAUUAAAAGCCUAAAAUUCUGUAUAAUUAAUGAGCAUCAGACCCACGUGACCGCAGAGCUAGCUCCGGGGAAAUGCCUCAGUAGAGCCUCGGCCUCGCCUGAAAACUGUUCCGCCAUUUUCAGUCUCUCAACUUAGACCAUUAGUUGUGCAGUUUGUGUAUUCUUUUUUGGAUAUUUUUUGUGCAAUUGUUGGACAAAAUGACUUACUGUGGCAUUAAUUGCACUAAUAGAGCGUCCAAGGAGUCUCCACUUCAUUUUUUUUGGUGAGUAAAAUUAUAUUUAUGUAUUUUAGGUCACUGCCGAGCUGAGCUUAGAUUUUAACAUGCACUGUUUAACCAUGAAAUUUAAAUGUAAUAGGGUAAAACCCAGUGCAUUUAACAUAAUGUUGCACUUUAGAAAAUGGGUUGAAAUAUAACAUGUUGGUGGAGCUGGGUUACGACUAUCGGCUUGUGGAGCUCUCGGGAGACCGAUGUUUUCCACCCGUUUCUCCCCAGCGGUCAGCCCGCCGUAUCUCUGAUUCAGAAGCUCUGGUGUUGUGCACAGUUAACUCCGGUUGUAGCUAGGUUGCUACCUCCGUUAGCUUAGCUCCCACCUCCGCGUUAGCUUUGGGUUAGCUUCAGGUUAGCUUGUAGCUAGUUCGACCGGGUGUCGUCAGUCGAUCCCAGCCUUACAGCCCCACCCUCAGCUCCACCUCUCUUCCCUUUUGUGGAAUUGUCUGGGCUUGACGGAACCUGUGACACGGUCAAAAUGGCGGUGGUAGCCACCUCCCAUUUUUCUUCAAAAACGUGUUAUUGGAGUUUAUGGAAACCUAUUGUCCAUAUAUGUAUAUGUCGAUGGUUGGCCCUCAGCUUCCUGGCGUUUGUGUUACCGGUCACAUGGUUAAAGCGGGCCAGAACACCUUCAGUUGCUGUUUUCACCUGAAUUUAUAAACACUGUUUAUGAACAUGGUAGCUCUUUCGUUAUCACCAGCUGGCGUUUAUUAAUCCUGGCAGUGCGAAACGCCUGUCCACAGCUAUGUUUGACAAACUCUGAUCCAAGAUUAAUAAAGGACGUUCAUCUGCGACAACUGUUGUUUAAACAGCCUUCAUAAAUAAUGCAUCUAUUGGCAAGAAUAAGAAGACAAACUGAUCUGUGGAGAUAAACAUUCUCCCUGCUCUGCGAUCCUCAACAGAAACUCACGUGAACCUGUUCGGAUGGUUUGUGGUCUGAAGGUCAGGGCUGAACAGAUGCUCAAAAUCAACCGGCGCUUGGUGUCAGUAAAGAUUUAGACCCAAACUCUUGAUCAGGACAUCCCCGUCGACUGCCAUGAUGUCAAGUUAUCCACCGAGAGGCACAUAGACUCAUGCUUUAAAACGUUUUUAAAAUGAUAAACGCUUUAAGAAGGCUCACAAACAUUUUCAUUUGAUGUCAAACUAUCAGGGGACAUGACACUCAUGAUGCUAACAACCUGUGCUAGAGAAUAUUAAAAUUGCGUGGCAAAAAAAUCUGAAAUUACACAGAAUAAAACCACUAUAUUUGGCUACAGAUUAGCAGAUUUUUAAGUAAUAUUUUGUGACUGUACAUCCUAAUCCCAGCCAUCAGUAUGCAGAAUUCAUUUUUCAAAAUAAAAGACGGUGUUCUAAAUA